AACACGGCUCCGGGUCGGCGUCCUCCUCCUAGUCCUCUCCGAGUUUUUCCACCCGAGCCGCGUGAUCCGACCUCGCUCUCGCCGGAGCGCGCUCCCACUUCCCACGCCUGCUCCAGCGACCAGUCCCGCCGCCCGCGUCGCACGGCCGAGAUGGAGUACGACUUCCGGGGCCGCCCGGGCUCGGGAUCCUACGGCGCGCCCCCGGGGGCCGCGCCCGGCGGCGGCGGGGGCGGCACGUCGCUCUACCCGCGCGUCGGCCAGCCCUCCCACGGAGGGGGAGGGGCCGGGACCGCGUCGCCGCGGGCCGCGCCCUACCACCACGGGCACGGGAGCGGCUCCGGGUCCUCGGCCCCCAUCGUGACGCCGCUCGCUCCAACCUCCUCCUCCUCUUCCUCGAAAGUGGGCAUACACAUUGCGAUAAAGCCUGAAUUCCGCAUUACCCCUCCUCCUCAAUUGCCACCACAGAUGGUAGAAAUUCCUCGUAGCACCUUCAACUUUGAUUUUGAGUAUGAGAGAAGGAUUCUUGCUGAGGCAGAGAAGGAGAACCCCAACUGGAGUAAGUUUGUGGUAGAAAGACAGGCACCACUGCCUGUGCCACAGCAGCAGGCUAGACCAGCAUCUUCAGGGUCAGGGGAUCCAGUUGUGGACAAGUAUGUCGCCAUGGGGCUUGGGCGUGAAGCUGUCUCAUUUGCCGUGUUGAAUUAUGGAGAUAAUCCAGCGAAGGUGAAGGAGUUCGUGAAAUCGUACAACAUCCUCCACGAGAUGGGCUUCACAUCACCAAACGUUCCCGAGCUGCUGGCGAUCCACGACAACGACCCUGACAAGGUCAUCCAGCGCCUGCUCUCGUCGCCGUCCUGAUUGGAACCACAUACUACCCAGACGCCUCGCGUACUCGUAUAUGUAUACCACAUCCAUGUACAGCCCUGCCCUACGCUGGCAACCAUCAUACUAUGCAAACCGCAUGUUUGUGCGGUUACGUGCCUUCUACUUCAAUCUACGUGUUGGCUGCCGCUAGCCUUUUGAACCGAGUGACAUGGUUUGUAUGUUGUACCCCUUAAUCUGUUUGGUGUUUUUAUUUCUUUCUUUUUCCACUAUUUGUCUCGUUUCUGAAUCGUUUUCUCUGCCUAAAGGACAACAGUAUGAUUUUUCUCUGCCUAAAGGACAACAGGAUGAUUGCUGAAUGUGAAUGAUGAUUCCGAGUUUAUGGA
Panicum virgatum (switchgrass) is the source of this 1208-nucleotide messenger RNA. RefSeq lists its product as uncharacterized. NCBI's taxonomy places the organism in Eukaryota, Viridiplantae, Streptophyta, Magnoliopsida, Poales, Poaceae. Gene Ontology annotation, molecular function: ubiquitin binding. Gene Ontology annotation, biological process: ubiquitin-dependent protein catabolic process via the multivesicular body sorting pathway. Bases 151 to 858 code for a protein of 235 amino acids. The transcript has 5 exons. Gene Ontology annotation, cellular component: ESCRT I complex. The record is from RefSeq and is a predicted model, not a curated record.